AUGGCAACAUUUGCACCCGGAUCACUUGAGGCCGAAUGUCCAGGAGGUUUGGAUUGGGCUUGGGACGCUCUCGGUGAAUGCAUUCGCUCAACCAGAGACCUGGUUUCCAUCAUAUUUGGCAUUAUGAGCAUUAUCUGCUGGGUCAUCUUCGGUUUGCCGCAAAUUAUUGAAAACUGCAGGAAGAAGAUACCCGACGCUGCAGUCUCAAUAUUUUUGCUCCUAUUUUGGGUUUUUGGUGACUCACUCAACUUUAUUGGCAGCUUCCUCACUAAUCAACUCUUCCUACAGAAAUUAUUGGCUGGCUAUACAGUUUUCAUUGAUAUCGUCCUCUUCUCGCAAUACGUGUUCUACAAGCACCGAAAUAAGAAACUACGUGAGAAAGAAGAACUUGAAGAGUAUUCCAGUGAUGAAAAAGAUGAAAUUUCUGAGGAAAUGGCAACCAAGGGGAAGAUUCUACUAACAGCUCUAUUCGGGAUUACUGGAGUAGGAAUUCUGUCAGUGAGUGCAGGCCAAUCAUCCAUGGUGGAUGCAUCUUCUGGAUAUGUAACACGACAACUGCUCCAAUCCGCGGAGGCCCCAGGUCCUUUUGACGACUUUCUACCCACAGUAGGUGAAAAGAUUGGCUAUGCAUUUGGCUGGAUUAGCUUCUUCAUGUACGCUUCCGGACGAUGUCACCAAAUCUAUCUCAACUGGCACAGAAAGACAACGGAGGGUCUAAGCGUGUACCUCUUUGUACUGGCCGUCCUAGGAAACGUCUUUUAUUCUUGUCAAAUUUUUAUCCGAUCAAUUGAUGCCGUUUUUGUGGUUACAUCGUUGCCAUGGAUUCUCGGUAGUCUAGGAAUGCUGGUGUUUGAUUUUAUCAUCUUCGCGCAAUUUUUCCACUACAGAGAUAAUAAACCUGAAAAUAUGGAUGUUGAAUUUGUUUCCGAGGAAGAAAGUUCUUAA
This is a messenger RNA of Rodentolepis nana, 945 nucleotides long. The record is from the annotation of a GenBank genome assembly. Lineage: Eukaryota; Metazoa; Platyhelminthes; Cestoda; Cyclophyllidea; Hymenolepididae.